Molecule: messenger RNA, 480 nt
Organism: Fusarium coffeatum
Lineage: Eukaryota; Fungi; Ascomycota; Sordariomycetes; Hypocreales; Nectriaceae
Exons: 1
Coding region: 1-480 (159 amino acids)
Source: RefSeq, a predicted model, not a curated record
AUGGCGCCCGAAACACCAAGAGGAGUCUCUUCGAAGCUCCUUACCAUGAAGUUUAUGCAACGAGCAGUAGCUUCAGAAAAUUCGUCUCCCGCUUCAGAAACACACUCCUCCAAGAAGAGAAAAACGGAACAUUCUCCGGCAGCAGGUCGCAUUGAUCUAAACAUUAAUCAGGCUGCUAUUCAAGCCGCGCUGGAUGCUCAAGAAACAAAACGUCAAGAGGCUUUGGAGAAGCAUGUUGGUGCCGAUACACGUUGGGUGCUGAAUGAUGCGUUGGUUGGGUCGAAAGCUGCCAACCAAGUAAAGACGCCCAUGAAUGUCGUUUAUGUUGGUUAUGGUGACAUUGAUUCUUCUAAUGAUUCAGGCGACAAUGAAGACGUGCCGGCUGCAGGACGUACAUCAACAAAUAGCUUCAAGAAGGCGAACAACCAGGCACGUCCAUUACUGCUCGCGAUACACGCAAGAGCUUGCACGGCUGACUAG